Messenger RNA from Arachis stenosperma, 1809 nucleotides. RefSeq lists its product as uncharacterized. Gene Ontology annotation, biological process: regulation of DNA-templated transcription; chloroplast organization. The transcript has 2 exons. Bases 248 to 1414 code for a protein of 388 amino acids. Gene Ontology annotation, molecular function: double-stranded DNA binding. The record is from RefSeq and is a predicted model, not a curated record. Gene Ontology annotation, cellular component: chloroplast. NCBI's taxonomy places the organism in Eukaryota, Viridiplantae, Streptophyta, Magnoliopsida, Fabales, Fabaceae.
UAGCAACUUGCAGUCACAUGACUAAAUGGAAAUUGUGCAUAGUAUCGUUUGGCUUAUUCGAACGUUUUAUUUGAAUUGCUAUAAGAAGGUUAAGUGGGCCGUUCCAAAAUCAGCAAGGAGAACAGAGAUUAGGGCUAGGGUUUUAGCGCAGAAUGCAUGACAGAGUUUGAUUUGAUUUUGAUCCCAUCCGUAAUUCAGGUAACAAGUUAGUGUUGUGUUCACUUGAUUCUUUCAGUCGCAAAUCGCAAUGUUUCAUAUUCGCAUCAAAAUUAUUUCUCCAACCUCGCAAAAACUGGUUUCUUCGCUAGGUAGCAAUCCAUGGCUAUGGCUUGCUUCGAGACUCAUCUCAACCUCGUCUCCUUCUUCAGCCUCCAAAGGCAACUCUUUUGCAUUCUCUUACCUUACUCAUACUUGUGGGUUCUCACCAGAACGCGCUAUCACCAUUUCCAAGCGCCUCAAGUUAGAAACAAGUGAAAAACCAGACACAGUGAUUGAGUUCUUCAAGAACCAAGGUUUGUCCCAAACUAUGAUCUCGAAAGUCCUUCGAACUGUUCCAGACUUACUCUUAGUCAAACCCGAGAACACUUUGCAGCCAAAGUUUGAUUUUUUCAAGUCAAAAGGGUUUUCUGUCUCUGACAUUCACAGCAUCAUAUUAACAUCCCCUGAAAUUCUCAAAAAAAGCUUGAAUAAUGAGAUCAUUCCCGGCUUCAAUGUCUUUGAGAAUAUGUUUGAAUGUAAGCACAACUUCAUGAAAACUGUUGUAAGCUAUUCAGGCCUUCUACAUGUCUUUGCCAAACGUAUUGAACCUAAUAUCAAGCUGCUGAGAGAAGAGGGUGUUCCUGAAUCACACAUUGUUAGGUUGUUAGAAUACUUUGGCAAGACAAUGAAGGCAUGUCCUACGCGAUUUAAGAAGGCAGUGGAGGAAGUGAAGGAGAUGAAGACUGAUCCACUCAAGUUGCAAUUUGUUAUAUAUGUUCAUAUAAAGUUACAUCUGAGCAAAUCCACAUGGGAAAGAAAGAAAGGUAUAUAUAGAAAAUGGGGUUGGACCGAGGAUGAUAUUUCUAAAGCAUUUAGAACCCACCCGUUCUGUAUGUGCACUUCAGACAGUAAGAUUGAGGCGGUCAUGGAUUUUCUGGUGAACACAUUGGGCUGCAAAUCUUCUGACAUUAUCAGAUGUCCAUCACUGUUGACCAUGAGCUUGAGAAAGCGAAUUAUUCCAAGGGGCUCUGUUGUUAAAGCUUUGCUGUCGAAGGGUCUGAUUAAGAAGCUGAGCUGGACUGUAUUUCGGUAUAAUGAAUUGGAGUUCCUGGAUAAGUGUGUCCAUUGUUAUGACAAGGAAGCCAAUGAGCUAUUGAAGUUGUAUCGGGUUGUGUUUGCUGUGCCAUUUAAACAGGUAUGCUUGAUUAUGUGUUGAAAUCAUUUUAUUGGUUGCUUAAGUAUUUCGAAGAAAGAUAUUUAUCGUAAAAGGGGAUGCAAGUUUAAUCUAUAAUGACGUAGUUUCCCCAAAAUUUUCAGAUUUCUUGUUCAGUUAUUCAAUCAAAAGAAUAAUUAUAUCACAUCUUAUGUUUUGGUGAUUGGACUCGGUUAAUUAGACAAUUUCAGGGAUGGAUAACCUUGAAUGCCUUUUAGCACUGUAUUUUAUAUUUUUAUUGCUUUUGUUAAGUUACUAUCUAUGGUUAAACUUGCAGUAAUUUGUAGGUCACCAAAAAUCGAGAAAAAAAAUAUAACAACCGAGCAUAGAAUACAUUCUUGAUACAUUUGUCAACUGUCUUUCUUUCUAUGACAAUAUUGAACCCCACACUAUGUCCA